GAUACCGUUUAUUUCCGAGGGAGCAGUCUUUCGAAAAGUAUCUCACACCUACCUGAGUGAGAAACUCAACAACCAAUAUCGAUUACACUGAUUCAAACAUUAAUUAUUUUCCGGAACAGAAUUUGUUAAAACGAGAAAUACACAAACACACAGCGCUCUCGGUUUGAAUAUUUGUAACUUUUAUAUUCCAUUUUCCUGGGACUGGCAACUAGAUUGUACAUCCAACGGUCACAAUCGAUUUUUGAAAUGAGUAUCGUGGCUCAAGACCAUGUAUUUUUGUCCGCUUUGCAGCCCAAAACCUCCGUCAGCACUUACGCGGUCCCGUCCGAGAUCCAGCUCGGGGGGAAUGGGGCCACCCUGUCGGAUGAGAUGACCCGGGGAAAACGGGUCCAGCAGCAGGUUGCUAUGCGGCUCGCCGAGAAAUCUUCCACUCUUCCGAGACAGAACGGCUCAGCCUCACACUAUACCUCCUCAGAACACGGCGGAUCUUCAACAAUGAAGUACCAGACCUUCAACCCAGGGUUCAGCUCCAAGUCCUACGUCUACACAGGCUCCAGACCUGUCAUGGCUCCCAAUAUGUCUCACUACUCAGGCGGUUUCUCCUCCCACUCGGCGGUGGACCUGGGAGGUGGUCAGAGGGUCACCAUGGGAGGUGGAGGAAGAGGUGGAGGUGGAAGAGGAGGAGGUGGAGGAGGAGGUGGAGGGUACAAGUACCUUGAUGACAUGCGCACAGGAGGGGGUUCUCCAGGAGGAGGGGGCUACCAGGGAGGAGUGGUCUACCGGGGAGGAGGAGGGGGCAACAUGAGGGGCCAACAGAUGUCCACUGUGAUCCGGACGAUGAGCCGUGGCCCUGGGCCAGACCCAGAGGCCUCUCUGCGCUCCAUGAGGCUCCAGCACCUGCCUGCACAGCCGUCUCCGGUGGCAGCCUGGGUGGCUGAGGACGUCAGCGAUGGCUGCAGCCUGGUCUCAGACCGCGAUGCCACAUUCAGCCGCCAGCAGUCUGUCUACAGCACUGUUAGCGGAGGAGCCUACAGCUCAGGGACACAAAUGAGACAGGCAGGAGGAGGAGGAAUAGGAGGACAGGGGUCCAUGGUACCCAUGAGGCGCUCACUCAGCGGGACACUAGCCCAGAGCGGAGGGGAGAUGAUGGGGGGAGAGGAGAUGAUGUCAGUCCAGCAGCAGCAUUCCUUUAAAGGACCAGCAUUUCGCACCAUCAACAGGAUCAACAACAGGAACAACAGGAUGUCCAUGGGAUCCACGUCUGGGGCGUCUACCUUCCCCCCCGGGGGGAACAGCAGCGUCGGUGGGGGGGAUGGAGGAGGUGGGUUCGUGAUGGGCCAGAUGUUGUCGGGGUCUCAGGGGAAUCUGAUGACGAUGCAGCAGCAGAGGCAGGCCUCUCUUCCCAGGACCAUGUCUGUCAAGAGCAUUCACAGUGUCGGGAAGGGCAUGGAUAUCUACGACGGACAGAUGGACAUGACUGGCAGCAUGGGAAACCUCAGUGGGAUUAAUAACUUGGACAUGGGCACGGCGGUGAGGUACCUGAAAGAGGACAAUGCUGACAUGCAGGUUCUGGGAGCAGCUUAUAUUCAACACGAAUGCUACAACAACAGCGAUUCCAAGAACCAGGUGCGGCAAUAUAAGGCCAUCCCGGAGCUGGUGAGGCUGUUCAACAGUGAGAACCAGGUGGUGGCUCGCUACGCCACAGGGUCUAUGAGGAACGUCAUCUAUGAGAACAUGGACAACAAGAUGUCUCUCAUCGAGGAGGGAGGAAUUCCACAGCUCAUAAAUGCUCUGAAGGAGAAUGAUGACGAGCUACGCAAGAACAUCACAGGUAUUCUGUGGAACUUGUCAUCCAAAGACAACCUGAAGGAGAAACUAGCCAAGGAGACGCUAGCUGAGCUCACAGAGAUGAUUCUGAUCCCGCUCUCAGGAAGUGGAGACUCUGAGGUCAUCCAGCAGAGCCCCUCUGAGGUUGACAUCUUCUACAACGCCACCGGAUGUCUCAGGAACCUGAGCUCAGUGAAUGAGAAGACCAGACGUCAGAUGCGCGAGACCAACGGUCUGGUGGAUGCCCUGGUAGGAUACAUCCAGGCCUCGGUACAGGAUGGCAAGGUGGAGGAAAAGGGUGUGGAGAACUCUUUAUGUGUCCUGAGGAACCUCUCCUACCAACUGUACAGUGAGAUCCCGCCCUCAGCCCAGCUACGUCUGGAAGGACCAACCAGAGGCCAGGAAACAAGCAGGAGUGAAGCCAUUGGUUGCUUUACCCCUCAGAGCAAGAAAGUCAAAGAUAGGAAGAACCAGGACAUGGCUACGUUCACGGAGGUGGCCCGCGUACCCAAGGGUCUGGAGUGGCUGUGGCACCCCCAGGUGGUGGGGCUGUAUAACAGCGUGCUGCAGGGCUGUGAGAAUAACUCCACUACCCGCGAGGCUGCAGCCGGGGCUCUGCAGAACAUCACCGCAGGAGACAAGAGGUGGGCGGAGGUGCUGAGUCAUGUGGCUCUGGAGCAGGAGAGGAUGCUUCCUGUGAUGUUGGACAAACUGAGGACCAAUAAUGACCUGGAGCUGAGAUCCCUCACCGGCUUCCUCAGAAACCUGUCACGCCAUGCCAAGGACAAGAACGCCAUGGCCACAAAGGUAGUGAACAACCUGGUGACCGAACUGCCUGCUGACGGUCAGCAGAAGGAGCCGUCGAGCGAUGUGGUGGUCAACAUCUGUGGAACGUUGAACAACCUGGUGACCUCCAGCUCCAUCGCAGCCCGGGACAUCGCCUUCUUCGACGGGCUGCAGAAACUAGUGGCCAUUAAGAACUCCCACGACAGCAGCCCUGGGAAGCUGAAAGCAUCCAAAGCAGCGGCCACAGUCCUCUGCAACAUGUUCCAAUACAAGAAGCUGCACAAGGACUACAAACAGAAAGGAUUCACACGACCUGACUUUGCAGACGUGACCAUCUAAAAAGGAACUCUCUUUCUGUCAAGUGGCUGGAAACACGUGAACACUUCAGUGAUCAAGGACCGUCUGUCAAACUGAGAACAUGGAGUUAGAUGGACUACACUAUAGAGUUAUAGAUGGACUACACUACAGAGUAAGAUGGACUACACUAUAGAGUUAUAGAUGGACUACACUACAGAGUUAGAUGGACUACACUACAGAGUUAGAUGGACUACACUAUAGAGUUAUAGAUGGACUACACUACAGAGUAAGAUGGACUACACUAUAGAGUUAUAGAUGGACUACACUACAGAGUAAGAUGGACUACACUAUAGAGUUAUAGAUGGACUACACUACAGAGUUAGAUGGACUACACUACAGAGUUAGAUGGACUACACUAUAGAGUUAUAGAUGGACUACACUACAGAGUUAGAUGGACUACACUAUAGAGUUAGAUGGACUACACUACAGAGUUAGAUGGACUACACUAUAGAGUUAGAAGGACUACACUAUAGAGUUAGAAGGACUACACUAUAGAGUUAGAUGGACUACACUAUAGAGUUAGAUGGACUACACUAUAGAGUUAGAAGGACUACACUAUAGAGUUAGAAGGACUACACUAUAGAGUUAGAUGGACUACACUAUAGAGUUAGAAGGACUACACUAUAGAGUUAUAGAUGGACUACACUAUAGAGUUAUAGAUGGACUACACUACAGAGGUAGAUGGACUACACUACAGAGUUAUAGAUGGACUACACUACAGAUUUAGAUGGACUACACUAUAGAGUUAUAGAUGGACUACACUAUAGAGUUAGAAGGACUACACUAUAGAGUUAGAUGGACUCUAAAGAAAGUGACAAUAAAGAUGGAACCUGUAUAGGGACGACCUUGAUGUUGUUCUAUGAUGCCAACGGAUCCUCACCUUCCCUUGUUUUAAUGCCGUAUGUAUUCAAUGCUGUAUGUUUGAAUGUUUUAUGUUGAACGCUGUAUGGAGUUUAUGGUGGAUUCAGGGACGUUUUUUUCUCUUCAUGCAACAAAUCAUACUGCUGUAACUAAUCAUGACUUACAGUUUCUCCUGCCCCACCCAUAGAUGGUUUGGCAUCAAUCCCAAAGACCUCUGUGCUCCGUUAUGUUAACCUUAGUCCCAGAUCUGUUUGUGCUGUACAGACAACUCCUAUGGCCAUUGUCACAAGACGGCACAACUGAUCUGGGACCAGGCUACUAUUUUGUAGCUUAACACUGACCUGGUACCAAAGCAGCUGUUACAGCCCCCACCCAUGGCUGACUACAGAUAGCAGCUACUGUAAGGGACGGCUUGCUCUGUGGAAUGUUCUCUUUUAUAUCAUCAAUGGUGCUUGUACUAAGUGGUUGAAUUAUUGAUGUUGUUCAUUGUGUUUUUGUAUUCGUUUUUUUGUGUUGUCUAGGGGGUUUAUUUCUCAGACAAAACCAGAGUUCAUCACUGAUAAUUAUAAUGAGUUAUAAACCAGAAUAUCACAGCGUUAUAAUGAGUUAUAAACCAGAAUAUCACAGCGUUAUAAUGAGUUAUAAACCAGAAUAUCACAGCGUUAUAAUGAGUUAUAAACCAGAGUAAUCACUGAGAGUUACAAUGAGACAUAAAUUAGGACUUGAAUGAAUGUUUUUAUGAAUGUGUGGGGGAAAAAAAGGAACUACUGACACCUGCGUGAAUGUCCUGGAAUUAUGAUUCAGCUUUACAGGAACAUUAUGAAGUAGCCUACAUGUUGAAUAUAGAUUUAUAAAUGGAUCCUUUCUUGUUUUCAACAACGUUCGUUUUACAAGUUAAAACGUUAGUUUUACAAGUUAAGCGGAUUUGUCAUAUCAAACUCAUGUCAAUGCAAUGUUUUAAGUUGAUAACUUGUCAUGACAUACUGUUUGUUUUAAUGUCUGGGGUGUUGUCAUGUAUUUGUAUUUCUGGAUUAAGUCAACAAACAUAGUCCAAUAUUUAUGUUUUUAAGACUUUGAGGGGGGAAGCAUGCGUUCGUUGUUAUUCUCUUUAAGAGAAUGCUGCAAUAUCGGAUUUGAGGGGGGAGCAUGCGUUCGUUGUUAUUCUCUUUAAGAGAAUGCUGCAAUAUCUGAUUUGUAUUUUAAGCAUAAUGUAAAUAUAACACGGUUUGUAAACAGAGCAUACAAGUGCAAUGGGGUCCCAAAUGAUUGACAUCCUUGAUAAAGAUGAGUAAAACUAACUGUAUAAAAGA
This is a messenger RNA of Oncorhynchus tshawytscha (Chinook salmon), 5141 nucleotides long. RefSeq names its product plakophilin-3. The record is from RefSeq and is a predicted model, not a curated record. NCBI's taxonomy places the organism in Eukaryota, Metazoa, Chordata, Actinopteri, Salmoniformes, Salmonidae. The transcript is spliced from 17 exons. Gene Ontology annotation, biological process: cell-cell adhesion; cell-cell junction assembly. Gene Ontology annotation, cellular component: adherens junction; plasma membrane; cytoplasm. Gene Ontology annotation, molecular function: cadherin binding. The coding region runs from base 247 to 2952 and encodes 901 amino acids.